This is a messenger RNA of Oncorhynchus gorbuscha (pink salmon), 3294 nucleotides long. RefSeq names its product IGF-like family receptor 1. The coding region runs from base 177 to 1169 and encodes 330 amino acids. NCBI's taxonomy places the organism in Eukaryota, Metazoa, Chordata, Actinopteri, Salmoniformes, Salmonidae. The transcript is spliced from 5 exons. The record is from RefSeq and is a predicted model, not a curated record.
CCUGGUAGGUUGACUGACAACCUGAACCAGAUUGCAGGCACUGGUUACAGUUUUUCUUGAGUGGGCAGCCUGAUGAUACUCAGCUUUCAACAACUUUUAUUACUCUAUUUAACGAAAUGGGCCACAAUUCUGAGAAUUGCUCUGAUGACUUGGAUACAUUUUGGGAUGAGUAAAACAUGUGUGCCGUGUUUUACAUUCACAGCAUCCGAUUCGACCAGGUAAACUCGACAUGCUGCAACGAUUGUCUUUAUUUUAAAUCCAGUUUCGAUGUAGCUUCGUUUUUAUCAGUGCACAGCGCGCACUUGUGGUCUACAAACAAAUCUUAUUUUCGAUCAGGGUACGAAUUUAGUCCACACUGUGGCAGGCAUGACAAUGGGGGAGCAGCGGAAAGACCGUAUGCCGCGCAGAGCUUCAAUAACGGGAGCUUCGUGAAAUGCCAACCCUGUUUUCGCUGCCCUCCAAAUCAUCAAAGGCUGUCCGAAUGCAAUGCACCGACAGACACGCAAUGCUGCGUAGCGAGGGACCAGACAGGCUGUUGGAAAUGUGCCCUGAAUACCACGGUCCAAUGGUCAACAACAUUAAGGGUCCAAGUGUCAACAUCAAAUCCCACCACAGUCAAACACAUUGAUCCAAGAUUACAUGGUGAUUCUGCAACUUCACAUGUCAACCAUCAGACUGCAUAUAAGGAGAAUAAGCCAUGCUUUAAGGUCAGCCUUAAAGACUGCCUCCCAUCAGACAAUAUCCUGUAUACCAACCAACAUUCACGGAGCAAUAAGACAACAGCAGCUGUCAAUGAAGAGGUUGCUCUGCUACAGUCAGAGACCAGGUGCCUAGAGGACAUUUUGAGUUCUGACCUCCAGUCUGCGAUACUGCAGACGGUUCUGGACAACCUGGAUGUUCUAGAGGAGCUUGUGAUCCUGCUGGACCCGGAGAGCCCUGGGGUGAAGAACACCAGCCACCUAGCAUCUCGCUGCUCCUUCCCCGCCACCUGGAUUACCUACACCUACUCCCUGAGGGAGAGCAAGAGCCCCCUGAGGGCCGUGCUGGAGGGGGUCACCACCAAACACCCAGAGUGGACUGUAGGACACCUGGCCAGGUUGCUGAGAGAGAUGGACCGGAACGACACAGUGGUGGUGCUCACCAAGCUCAGCUUGCUUAAGGUGUUCUAGUCUGGGUGUGUUCUGUGUUGGGUCCGGAAGAGAUGGCUCCAUCCUGAUACAACUGCGAGUCUCUACCCCCUGCCAAGGCACUGAGAUAUAACAGGAGGGCCAGUAGGAGGCAUGCUUUUCUUGGGGACCCCAAAGCCCCAAGGCAGUGAUUGGGAACACUUGCAUUAGGGUUCAAGUAAGAUAUUUAACAUGGCACUUAUCACUUAAAGCAGGGAUGUUAAUCCCGGUGUCCUGAAAAAAAUGGAGCUACACACUCUAGGUUAGUAUAUUAUUGCAUCUGAGCUCCUAAUAACCAACGUUUCGACAGACAAGCUGUCUUCAUCAGGGUAUAAUGACAAACACUGUGGGGUGACUAGUUUAUAUUGUGUCAAAGGACACACACACACAAGUGUCUGUAAUCAUGACCGUGUGUGGCUUGAUAUCAUUGGUUAAUUUUCAGAUAUAAAUAGAACAUACAUGAAUGGAUAGCAUACAAUCAUAGAUAACAUUUUGCUACAUAGGCCUACAAACAUUUAUAAUGAAUAGCAAGAUCACAGUAAUGGUUUCAGAUCAAAGUCUACGUUGAGACCUAGGGGAGCAAGGGUCUUUAAAGUAAAGAUCCAGGCAGCCUCUCGUUUUAACAAAUUGUCGAGGUCACCCCCUCUCCUUGGGAGAGGUGCCGAUAUAACGUAGGGACGAAAUCGAGUGUUCAUUUUUACCACAAGGGCAAGUUUAACUGCGAUAACAUGGCACUUAUCACUUAAAGCAGGGAUGUUAAUACCGGUGUCCUGAAAAAACUAAUUAAAAAGGCAGACUAACUAAACGGAGCACAGAGCACAAAAUCUUUCCCUCAGCCAUUACAUGCGGAAACGGUCAGAAAAGUUAGGGGACUGGGGCACAGUUGUAAGAUAAAUAACUGCUUUAGCAGAGCACGUGAUAACACCUUUGAUCGGGAUCGGUUUCCCUGUUUGGGGGUGUUUAAAGGAUCUACAUUUGUGACAUUGUAUUGAGCGCAGCUGUUACACUUGUAGUCUCCAUCCGGUAGAGGUGCUAAUAGACAUUGUGCAGGAGUAUUUUGGGGUGGUAAAUAAGUUCACCAAUUGAUCAGAUUUCUGCCCCGUGAAAAUAUGACCAAGGGAGGCUCCGAAAACACAAUACCGAUAGUGUCAUCGGAUCGUAGAAUGUGGCAAUGUUUGUGAACGAUUUCCAUAAUUUGUUCAGAGCACUUUAAAUGAGGGGUAGUGAGGAUGCAAGAAUGCUUCUUUUUGCGAGACUGUCCUUGAAAGAAAUUAAGGGACAUUUUGUUUUUGACAUUCUUAUCUAAUUUCUGUGUUCAUGCAAGUGGCUGACUGGACAAAUCACACCAAUGAGUAGCUGCAAUUUGGCAGUAGGCCCAGACCGUGUUUUGAGAACAAACGAAAGAUCUGUUUCAAGGUAUCAGCUUAGAGAAAGAAUCCUUGUGAUGUGUUGGUCUGUCACAUUAUGAAACCGUAUUGGUGGGUAACAUGGAUGAAACAAAACGGUAAUGAUGAAUGAAUUAUGCCAAAUCAUGCAAAUAUAACUUGUCUUAUAUACGGCUAUACACAGACAACGGUUGGGACUGCUAAGUUUUUCUGACAGACAUGUGUACUAUGCUGCAUUUAGUUGGUUGGAACCUCUCCAGCACGCUGACAAAUAAACAAUUAUUCAGUUAAGAUUGAGUGUCCCUGUGUAAGAAUUAGUUAUGGAUUUUUGUACCCCCUCUCCAAUAAUUAUUUUUGCAUCUCAGCCAUAUCUGUCAAUCUGUCGACAGAAUUGGCUGUAGGGCAAACUGUAUUUCAUGGGAAGCGGGUGACAGCUAUCAGCCCUAAAACUGUUAUGAUCAAUAGGUUUCCUGUAAAGAUCAGCAUAUAGGACAUUAUCCUCACACAAAAUCAGAAGAUCAAGGAAACUGAUUUGAUGUGCGUGACAGAUGUGUGUCAGAUCUCAGGCGCUCAGAACAAGUGUUAAGUUCCCAACCUGGCCCUCACAAUCAUUUAUCUUAUGUCAAAUGUAAUAUCACCAACCAAUGAUAUUGCUGUAUUUAUACAUUGCUUGUUAUAUAAAUGUCAUAUUAGCAUUUGUUUAAUUCAAUUUUCAAAUGAUCAACUCCAAUUUGUUCAAACAU